Brassica rapa (field mustard) is the source of this 4191-nucleotide messenger RNA. Its product is annotated as glutathione gamma-glutamylcysteinyltransferase 1-like. Lineage: Eukaryota; Viridiplantae; Streptophyta; Magnoliopsida; Brassicales; Brassicaceae. Gene Ontology annotation, molecular function: metal ion binding; glutathione gamma-glutamylcysteinyltransferase activity. Gene Ontology annotation, biological process: cellular detoxification of cadmium ion; phytochelatin biosynthetic process; response to metal ion. The record is from RefSeq and is a predicted model, not a curated record.
AGACCCAGAACAUGGAUUCACAUUCGUUUCAUGCUUUAGUCCCUCUUCGUCUUAAAAAGCGAUGUGUUUUGGUUUCUAUCCAUUGCAGCUUGGUGGGUAUGAAUUGUAUUGUAAAGAUCGUUAUGAAUCAUCUUGAUCACUCAAAAAAUAAUGUAGCUUCUUGUGUAAUUUAUAAAAAAAUGAUGGAGAACCUUUUGAAUUGCUUAUGUACAUUUCUCAACAGAUUGAGCACGGAAUAGAGACAGCCUGCAAAAUUGGAAAUGCGGACAUAUCUAAAGCAUUGUGGCCCUGGCCCACAUUUGUUGAGAAUAGAUAGAGGAAUCUCUUACCAGCUGGAUAUACACAUACAUGCAUAUGCAAGUAUCUGGAAUUAACUUGUUAAAAUUAGUUUUAAUCUCUAUAAUUAGAAGAAAAAUUAAGUUGUUAAAAUUGCUUUUGUAGUUGAAUUGCAUCGUUUCAUUUUUGGGGGUACAUAUCGUUUUAGGGGGUCUGUGAAUCAGUCUUUAGCUCUUUUAAACACUCAGGAUGCACAGUAUAAGAUAUCUAAACACUGAAAAUAUCACAUAUUAGUGAAUAUCUGAUCAAACGCUCCAUUCCAGUUACUUGUAAAAAAUAGUUUUGUUUGAUUUUAUUAUAUCCGUGAUUUGAUCUGAAGUUCUCAAAUGUCUAUUUCCAAACUUUACAAAAAAACAAUAUGAUUCUUGUGAUUUUUUUUUUUGUUUUGAAACAUAUGAGAUCUUAUGAAUAAUAAACAUAUAACCAAGUCGAUUUAGCAGUGAUCUGACGCUCUUUGUUGGUUCUUGGUUAUACAGUUGUUAAAAAUCUGCUUAAUCCAAACGGUAUUUACACAGAAUACAAUAUGUUGUUAAUGUCCACUAAAAUGAUAUACAAAGUGGUUAAGUGCAGUGGUGGAUAUUGUUGUGUUCUUAGUUCAAAUCCAGUUGGGAAAACUGUUUUAUUUUUUAUUUUUUUUUAUCGAAAAAUGUUUUUUGUUAUAUCUAUAUAUUUAAAACUGGUUUUGGGUCUAGAAAAGGUUAAGAUAGAUCCUCCUAGUUAAUAAAAAAAACAAUAAACUGCAGUAAUAUACUUGAAAAUCACAAUUUAAUAUAUGGUUGAUAGGUAAGAUACAUUUCUUUUCAUGUUAUUUUUUUCCCUCAAAUCAAUUACUUUAUUGUUUCAGAAGCUGUAGUUUGUGGUCCAAAAAGAAGCAUGCAUAUUUCUUUCUUCACAUAAGAAUAUUUUUUAAGUUUACAAACAACAUUUUUCGGCAAUUAAUCUUUCAUCUAUCACCCCCAACCAGUCAAAUAAUAGACGACACAUUGGAUAUGUGUUACAUUCGUAAAGUCGUGCAUUGAUACUUUGGGUAUAUUGCAGAUUUGCAAGCUUGCAUACAUAUAAUCAGAACAAUGUGACAUGAAAACUUAAGAUGAAUAAAUGAGACGAUCACAAACCAAUAUCGAAUGACAUCAUUUUACAUCAUGUUUAUUUAAUUUAUAUGAGAACAUAUUAAUUUUUGUAAGUCAUAGCCUCGAAGUUUUAUUAUUAGAUUCAGUAUUAAAAGGUUUGAACACGUGUUUGACUAGUUGAAUAGAUCGUAACAUUAGCUAAUAUUUUUUCUAAGACUUGAAAUAAUAUUUCUUAAAUUUCAAAUGAUUCGAGAACCAAUUGGUUCAUUUUUGUUUCCUUUCCCAUUAUUAUGAAUUUAUGAUUGUGACGGUACGCUCUAAACAAACCGGAGUCCUAUGACCCAACCGGCUUAAGAAGCAUCCCCCACUCUCGCGCCAACUUUGACUCUGACGCCAUCAAUCCCGUUUGCUCAUCGGACCAAGACUAACCGGACGUAAAAACAAAAGACCAAGACUAACCGGACCGGAUGAAACUUAACGGCCUUCCGUCCUAUUUUCACGUUUGACUCUGUUGAAACUAGACAGAAAAGAGAAGAGAGAGUGAGAUGGAGUAAUUGAGGUCUACGUAUAACACUAUACAGUUGACAAAAAAAGUACACAUUAACAUAUUAUAUUUAUAUAUGUGUACAACCGCCUUCACAUAUUCAAUCUCAUCACACUGAAAGUGGUUUCGUUAAAUCCGGCUGUUGACUUUUCUUCUCCCGAAGGCAAGGUAAGGAUCAUGUUUCGAUUCAUGGAUUCGAAUGCAAAAAUUUACAUUUGUUGGGUAAUAGAAAUUCCUCUUGUCUUAAAAGAGUGUGAGGUCAGAGACAAACAUAUACUUUAGUUACUGACUUAACUGUCUAAGAAGUAUUCUCCUGCUUCUGUCUGUUCUGUUUCUCUUACCAAGUUUUUUUUAAAGAAAAUCUUCUUCUGUUUCAUCAGAAUUUUGCUCAUUUUUUUUGCAGAAAAUAUUCAAUGAAGCGCUUCAGAAAGGAACAAUGGAAGGAUUUUUCAAGUUGAUUUCUUAUUUCCAGACGCAGUCAGAACCUGCCUAUUGUGGCUUGGCUAGUCUUUCUGUCGUCUUAAAUGCUCUGUCUAUUGAUCCUGGACGAAAAUGGAAAGGUAUAACAUUUUUAGUAUGAAGAGAAAGAAACACGUCUUAGAUAGGGUUUUUCAGGUUUACUUUUUUUUUUUUUUCCAAUAGGGCCUUGGAGGUGGUUUGAUGAAUCAAUGCUGGACUGCUGCGAACCGCUGGAAGUAGUGAAAGAAAAGGGUAUUACGUUUGGAAAACUUGUGUGUUUGGCUCAUUGUUCAGGAGCUAAAGUGGAAGCUUUCCGCACAAGUCAGAGUACCAUUGAUGAUUUCAGAAAAUUCGUAGUGACAUGCUCGGUUUCUGAUAAUUGCCAUAUGAUCUCGUCAUAUGAUAGAGGAGUAUUUAAGCAGACUGGGUCUGGUCACUUUUCACCUAUAGGUGGCUAUAACGCUGAAAGAGAUAUGGCUUUGAUUCUUGACGUCGCCCGUUUCAAGUAUCCUCCUCACUGGGUUCCUCUUCAACUUCUUUGGGAAGCCAUGGACACCAUUGUUAAGUUAACAGGGAAACGUAGAGGGUUCAUGCUCAUAUGUAGACCCCAUAGAGAAUCUGGAUUGCUCUAUACACUGAGUUGCAAGGAUGAAAGUUGGAUCAGCAUAGCCAAGUAUUUGAAGGAAGAUGUUCCUCGUCUUGUAAGCUCACAUCAUGUAGAUACUGUGGAAAAGAUCGUAUCAGUUGUGUUCAAGUCACUUCCAUCAAAGUUUAACCAAUUCAUCAGAUGGGUGACUGAGAUCAGAAUAGCAGAGGAUGUAAACCAACAUCUCAGCACAGAGGAGAAAUCAAGGCUAAACUUAAAGCAAGUGGUGCUGAAAGAAGUGCAUGAAACUGAACUGUUCAAACACAUUAGUAAGUUCUUCUCCUCAAUGGAUUAUGAAGACAUUUUGACGUAUUCAGCUGCAAAGGCUUGUUGCCAAGGAGCUGAAAUAUUAUCUGGAUGCUCAACAAAAGAGUUCUGCUGUCAGGAAACUUGUGUGAAAUGUGUCAAAGGUCCUGGCGAGGCCGAAGGCACGGUGGUGAAUGGAGUUGUGGUGCGUGAUGGGAAUGAACAAAGGGUUGAUCUAUUGGUGCCAACGACCCAAACUGACUGUGAAUGUGGUCCAAAGGCUAAUUAUCCAGUAGGAAACGAUGUGUUCACUGUACUUCUGCUCGCUUUAACUCCACAGACAUGGUUAGGGAUCAAAGACCAAGCUCUUAUGCAUGAAAUGAAGCAGCUCGUUUCCAUGGCGUGCCUCCCAACUAUGCUUCAAGAAGAGGUAUUGCAUCUACGACGCCAACUUCAGCUGCUAAAACGUUGCCAAGAGAACAAGGAAGAGGAGGAUUUCGCUGCUCCUGCCUAUUGAUUCAUCUUAUCCAAAUUCACAUAUCUUUAAUUGCCCAUUUGAAUCCCAACUUCUCAAACCCAAAACCCUAAUUCUUUGAGAGUCUCCUUUAUUAUCUGCAUGGUGCAAUCUCUAUCUGUUAUUAAUUCAUCACAAACUGACUACUACUUCCUAUUAUGAACUACUCUCUUACACAAAACAAAUGGAUACAUCUAUUAUAUUGAGAAAAUAAAAAAAACUCUCCAACUUCCGCUAAUUUGGAAAAGGUCAACUAUACAGUAUAUAUAUAGUUUAAGAAAGAAAUGUCCCAUCUAUAUUGUUGUAACAACAUUGUGACUUGUAAAUAAUAAAAAAGAUAUGCACAACUUUCAGCAUUUCGUAUUAAACCGUACAU